This is a messenger RNA of Acipenser ruthenus (sterlet), 1951 nucleotides long. It is a transcript of the gene terb2, whose product is annotated as telomere repeat binding bouquet formation protein 2. Bases 794 to 1438 code for a protein of 214 amino acids. NCBI's taxonomy places the organism in Eukaryota, Metazoa, Chordata, Actinopteri, Acipenseriformes, Acipenseridae. The record is from RefSeq and is a predicted model, not a curated record. Gene Ontology annotation, cellular component: nuclear inner membrane. Gene Ontology annotation, biological process: homologous chromosome pairing at meiosis; meiotic attachment of telomere to nuclear envelope. The transcript has 8 exons.
AAAUAAUUGCUGUUUUACAGUUGUCAUGAAAAUGAUCUACUGUAUAUUUCAUAGUCUGCUGAUACAUAUCUACUGUAUAUUUCAUAGGCUGUUGCUACAAACACAAGUUUAAAAAGCCUAUAUUUUAAGACAACAAUCGUCUUUAAAUAAAAAAAAAGCAGGACACGUGUACAACUUGAAUACAAAAACAAUCUUAUAUUACUGUGAACAUACGGUAGGCAACACAGCAACGAGAACUACGCGCAACCGCACUAGACAAAUGCAGGGUUUUAUCUCACGCAACCUAACAAAUAUAAUAUUCACUUAACAAACUUCUACGCAAUUGUUUUUGUCAGACCAAAAGUAGGGAAACAAUGCGGUUUUUUUUUUUUCUGCAAUUCAAAGGGCGAACUCCACAAAUCCAGCCACGUGCGGAUCUGACGCUUGCGGGGUCGUGUCACGAGAUGAAUGAGCGUCGGAUAUGAAUCGAUUCUUGUGAAGAUUUUUUUUACUAAAAAAAAUAACAACUUUCAUUGAGGAUUCAUUAGCUUUUCAGACCUUGAUAACUUGUUCGCAGAUUAACCGGAAUUCACUAGCAGUAGAUCUUCACGAAGAUUAGAAAAAUGACUGAAGCCAUGGAUCGACCGUCACAGACAAACAAAUAAGUAACAACAACGUGGAAGCAUUUCUUUAAAUUUUUAAUACAUUUUUUUUUUUAAAUAAAUUUGAGUUGCAAUAAAGGAAUUUCAAUAAAUAAUAAUAACACUGAAUAUUUAUUAUAUGAAUAGGAUUGACCUUGUUAGGGCGUGUUUUGAUGAUGUUUAAAAACAAAAGAGCGUGGUUUUCUCAGAGUGUAAGCAGGCGCGUAUGUGAUUUGUGGGUGGCUGAAGGUGGGAUGAUAACAAACUUGUUCACAGCAGACUAUAUUUUCAGUGAAGAUGCUUGCAACCCUGAUACUCAAAGGAUUUACCAGAGUCUGGAUUAUGUGGAAAAUAGGAUUACGGUUUUUCACGCCUCCUACCUUUCUGCCUGUGAGAAAUCCAAAAACAAUAGAGCUGUGUCUGUGGGUCACUUUGUUCUCCCCCCAGCCCAUGUUCAGAAAGAUAUAAAAGCCGAGUUUGGAUGCUUUAUUUGGGAGAAAGAGGAUUGUUUAACUACAAAAGAAGUACCCUGCGACAGGCUGACUCUGGUGAAAGGGAAGAAAAACAAAGACUUGCGCAAACAACAAAUAUGUGGAUUGAAAACCUCAGAAAGAGGCAUGACGUGUUGUAAUCUCCAACAAUACCCAGUGAAUAAUAUGGUCACAGGUUACGUCUUUAUCGAUGAAAUGAAGAAAUAUUCAGGGGAGUUGCAUGAUUUCACUCCCGGAGAUGCCGGAUAUUCAGUGUACAGAGCUCACUGUGAAAAAUAUAUCUUACCAUCUGGUAAGAACAGAAGGGACAGAAUUCACACCAAUUAAAAUGCACCAGAACUGAUUCUCAGGAACUGUUUGUGUGUUCAAUAUGUAGUCCUGCAGUCUUGGAAAGUUUGUAUACUCACUUUCUGUAUGUUUUAGUUGCAGUACCAAUUAUUUUAACUGAAGUUACUCAAGGCAGAUUUAUUUUUAUUUUUUGUUUAAAAUAUUGCAAAGUUUUAGUAAAUUACAUUUGUAAAUCAGUCUGCAUGUAUUAUUUCUUGAUGAUUUUUUAAAAUCAUACUAAUUACAUGUUAAUUCAUAUUUAUACAGUAGUACUUAUUUCUUAAAGUUUUCUUAACUGAAUCAACUAUGUGUUUUUAUUUUUAUUUUUAAAAUGUUUAUACAUUUGAAACCAAUACUGUAUGAGCCGUUUUGGCUCACAAGUAGGCAAGAUGUUUUCGUUUAAAUGUUCUCAACUGCUUCUAUCGUACAGAUGAAAAAUACAGCCAUAAUGUCUUGGAUGAACACAUUUAAUUCAGUUUCUUACCAUAAAUAAAUAACAAAAUAUUAUAUAUG